AUGAGGCCACCAAAAUCCCUUUCGUUUCCAGUGAUAAACCUUUGCAAACCGGAAGUUCCUCUUUUCCGAUUGGCGCUUCUCAGGCAUCUGAAACGAGUUUCGGCCUUGGUCACGCAUCCCAGAAGAUACCAAGUAGGUUCUUCCUCGCUAGGCAUAUUAUCUGUUCGCAUGCUCUAUAAUAACGACCUGUAUUCUUUUGCAGUUAACAGAACGACCAGCCAAGACUUACUUGACGACCCGGACAGGCUCGUAUCUUUUGGAGUUCUUCCUGAGGAGAGCCAGGAUGCGAGGAAGCUCGCUUUGCUUGCGAUGAGGAUGGCUAUGGAGAAGACUCGAUUGGGGGCCGCAAAGGGGUCCAGUGACCUAAAGGAGGAGGUCGCGAAGCUCAAGAAAAGCCUGGAGUCUGUCGAAGCUGAAAGGACGCAAGCAUUCGAAGCGGCGAAUAGGUAUCUGAGCCAAAAGGAUGCUGCUUUACGAACUGUGGACUUCCAAAAGGCGGAGCUUGAGCGACGUGCGGAGGAAGUGAAGGAACUUCAAAGGAUGACCGCCAGGCUCUCCAAAGAGGUUCACGAAACAAGGUCGCACUCCCAUGCAUCUGGUGAUGAAGAGAAAGUGAUGACAAGGAAGCAGAAAGCUGAAAACAGAACACAUGAUGCCGAGCAAUCUCCAAAGAAGGCCAAGCAAGACCAUGACAAUGGCAAGACUAAUGGAAAAGCUGGAGAAUCUGAUGCUAUAGACGUGGAGUUUGAAGAAUUCUGUAAAGCUAUUGAGGCUAAUCUCUCUAUUGAACAAAUGAUUGAGAUUCUUGAAGCUAAUGACCAAGACUCCUCUGGCCCAGAUCCCAUUGUUGUCACUAAAUGCCAAGACAUGCUGUUUUAUGGACCGUUAGAGAGAUGCCCAAUUUGCAAUAGUAAAUUGGAAUUUGAUGGUAAAAGAUAUACUUGCAAAGGAAUGUACAGUGAGUGGUCUACUUGCACAUUCAGAACAAAGGAUCCACCGAGGAGGGAGGAGCCAGUCAAAAUACCAGAUUCUAUCCUCAAAUCUGUUGAUUCAGACCUGAUAAAGAAGUAUCAAGACCCUAGUCGCCGGCCUAGAAGGUAUUCAGUUGCUGCUGAGAAACCCUUCACAGGGAUGACAAUUUCGCUAAUGGGUGGUCUUUCUCGUACACAUGUAUGUACCAAUUUUUAUUUCACCAUACUGAUGCAGCAAUAUUGGAGGAGGACAAUUGAAAAACAUGGAGGAAAGGUCGCCAACUCAGCUAUAGGUACAACUUGCCUAGUUGCUUCACCGGCUGAAAGAGAACGCGGUGGCUCAUCCAAAUUGGUGGAGGCAAUGGAGCGAGGUACACUGGUCGUGAGAGAAGCUUGGUUGACUGACAGUAUCGAGAAACAAGAAGCACAGCCUCUAGAAGCCUACGAUAUGGUCACUAAUCUUGCCCCCGAAGGCAAAGGAAUUCCAUGGGAUAAAAUGGAUCCGGAUGAAGAGGCACUUGAAUCAAUUACAGCUGAACUCAAGUUAAUUGGAAAGAGAGGAGUCUACAAGGAUACUAAACUGCAUGAGCAAGGCGGCAAGAUCAUGGAGAAAGAUGGAAUAUUGUACAACUGUGCAUUUUCCGUGUGCGACCAAGGGUGUGGACUGAAUCACUACUGUAUCAUGCAACUGAUAACAGUACCAGAGAGUAACUUGAAUCUGUACUACAAGAAAGGAAAAGUGGGUGAUGACGCUAAUGCUGAGGAGAGGCUUGAAGAGUGGACUAAUGUGGAUGAUGCAAUUAAGGAGUAUGCAAGACUGUUUGAGGAUACAACGGGUAAUGAGUUUGAGCCGUGGGAACGAGAGAAGAAAUUCCAGAAGAAGCCAUUAAAAUUGUAUCCAAUUGACAUGGAUGAUGGAGUUGAAGUGAGACAUGGAGGGCUUGCUAUGAGACAACUUGGGGUUGCAGUUACACAUUGCAAACUCGAGCCGAUGGUUGCGAAUUUUAUGAAGGUCCUCUGUAGUCAAGAGAUUUACAGAUAUGCUCUAAUGGAAAUGGGGCUAGAUGCUCCGGACCUCCCAAUAGGAAUGCUUUCGAAUGUGCACCUGGAUAGAUGUAAAGAGAUGCUCCUAGAAUUCACAGAAACACUGAAAUCAAUGAAAGAGACAGGGCAGAAGGCUGAAGCUGUUUGGACAGAUUUUAGCAAUAGAUGGUUUACCCUCAUGCACUCAACCAGACCUUUCAUCUUCAGGGAUUAUCAAGAACUUGCAGACUAUGCUGCAGCUCCAUUUGAGACUGUUCGGGACAUAACAGUGGCUUCCCAUCUUAUUGGAGACAUGAGUGGUGCUACCCUUGAUGAUCCAUUGUCCGACCGCUAUGAAAAACUAGGCUGCUCGAUCUCAGCACUGGACAAAGAUUCUGAUGACUACAAGAUGAUUCUGAACUACCUGAAGAAAACUUAUGAGCCUGUCAAAGUUGCAGAUAUAGAGUAUGGAGUGUCAGUUGAGAACAUAUUUGCUGUCGAAUCAAGUGCUGACCCGUCAUUGGAUGAAAUGAAGAAGCUGCCGAACAAGGUCCUCCUCUGGUGUGGUACUAGAAGUUCAAACCUUUUAAGGCAUUUGCAUAAAGGGUUCUUGCCUGCAGUUUGCUCUCUCCCAGUACCUGGCUACAUGUUUGGCAAGGCUAUAGUUUGUUCCGAUGUGGCAGCAGAAGCUGCGAGGUAUGGGUUUACAGCAGUUGACAGGCCAGAAGGAUUUCUAGUUUUGGCUGUUGCAUCUUUAGGAAAUCAAAUAACAGAGCUCAAGAAUCCACCUGAGGAUACAAAGUCCUUGGAAGAGAAGAAGGUUGGAGUGAAAGGUUUGGGCAGAAAGAAGACAGAUGAAUCAGAACACUUCAGUUGGAAAGACGAUAUCAAAGUCCCUUGCGGUCGGUUAAUCCCCUCGGAGCAUAAAGAUAGCCCUCUUGAAUACAAUGAGUAUGCUGUCUAUGAUCCAAAACAGACGAGUAUAAGGUUCUUGGUGGCGGUGAAGUUUGAAGAGAAAGGAGUGGUGAUGGACACUGCAGAAUGAAGAAAUCGAAGUGGAAGUGAAAGAAGGGCUUUUUGUUUUUCGUAUGGUCGAAGUGUUGUGAAAGUAGGAGAUGAUGAUGACUUUUGAUGCAUAUAGGAUCAUCGCUAACAUCUCUGUAAAA
This is a messenger RNA of Pistacia vera, 3160 nucleotides long. Its product is annotated as protein ADP-ribosyltransferase PARP3. Lineage: Eukaryota; Viridiplantae; Streptophyta; Magnoliopsida; Sapindales; Anacardiaceae. Gene Ontology annotation, molecular function: NAD+ poly-ADP-ribosyltransferase activity; zinc ion binding. The transcript is spliced from 20 exons. The record is from RefSeq and is a predicted model, not a curated record. The coding region runs from base 1 to 3039 and encodes 1012 amino acids.